AACACUGUUAACCGCGCAAAUUGAUGUUUUUUGUUUUUAUUCUUGUUUACCAUCCAACAGCCAGCGGAAUGAACUAUUUUCCCAAUUACUAUUCCAUUGAGGACAUUUUCGUUACCCAGGAGAAGGUAGAAUGUCGGGUGAACACCAAACUGCAGCGUAUGGGUUUCCUCGACUCUGGUGCCGACACGGAUGACCUGGAACCGAACCGCACAGUCAAUCUGCCCCUCUGGUACAUCAAAGAACUCAAAGUGAACAAUGCCUACUUCACGGUCUCCAUACCGGAGAUCUACAGAAACGUCCACAAGGCCGUCUGCGAGGCGGAGACCACUCACAUCGAGCUGGGUCGCCUGCAUCCCUACUUCUACGAGUUCGGUCGCUAUUUGACGCCCUACGACCGCAACCAUGUUGUGGGCCGUAUCAUCUUUGAGACGCUGCGCCAGCGAGUGCGUCACCUGCUCGACAUCUCGAAGAGCGACAGCAACCAGGCCAAGUCGGAGCACCGUUUGGACAACAUCGAAGCCAAGCUGCACGAGGCGGGAGUGCGCACCAAUAGCCAGUACAUCGACUGGCUGCAAAUGACGGGCAACAAGAUUCGGAUCUCGCAGCUGGUGGAGGAGCACCAGAAGAAGCGACGACGUGCAGACCGCAGUGACGACGAGGGCGAUAGCCUGCCCAACAGUAAGCGAGCCACCCUGUAACCCACAAGAGGCAGAUACUUUGUUCAAUCGGGGGGCAACUGUAGCAACUUUAUUUCAACCCGUGGGGCAGUGCCCGCACUCCAAAAAUACACUCAUUCUACUA
Molecule: messenger RNA, 801 nt
Organism: Drosophila bipectinata
Lineage: Eukaryota; Metazoa; Arthropoda; Insecta; Diptera; Drosophilidae
Gene: Psf3
Product: DNA replication complex GINS protein Psf3
Biological process (GO): mitotic DNA replication initiation
Cellular component (GO): GINS complex
Source: RefSeq, a predicted model, not a curated record